Pseudonaja textilis is the source of this 1326-nucleotide messenger RNA. Its product is annotated as ectonucleotide pyrophosphatase/phosphodiesterase family member 7-like. Lineage: Eukaryota; Metazoa; Chordata; Lepidosauria; Squamata; Elapidae. The record is from RefSeq and is a predicted model, not a curated record.
AUGAAGACACAAAACAUCCUGGCUCUCAAUUUGAUCCUUCUAGCUGGUGUGGUUUGCCAUCCAGCUGUUCAGAAGGAGAAGACAGCAGGUGUCCGCAAGCUCCUCCUGAUCUCCUUUGAUGGCUUCCGAUGGAAUUAUGAUGAGGAUGUAGAUACUCCCCAUUUGGAUUAUCUGGCUAAGGAAGGCGUGAAAGCAAAAUACAUCACACCUCCCUUUGUGACCAUGACUUCGCCUUCGCAUUUUACAAUUAUCACAGGUCGCUGGAUUGAAGAUCAUGGAGUCAUCCAUAAUAUGAUGUUCAACACGGAAACUCUACGGAAGUACGGCUUUAAAAAAACCCAGAACAAGACCGAAUGGUGGGACAACGGAGUUCUUCCCCUCUGGAUCACAGCUCAAAAUCAGGGGAAGAAAUCUGCCUCUUUUCACUAUCCAGGGGGCAACGCCAACUACAGUGGUCAGUCAGUCAUGAGAACCUUGGCAGAAUCCUUCACUCACCCAGACAGCAAUGAGACCGAGUGGAGAGAGAACAUUGACAUCGUGAUGAACUGGUUUGCUAAAGAAGAUUUCGAUUUUGUCACACUUUAUUAUGGGGAACCUGACAAUACUGGACACUUCGUUGGGCCAGAGACCGAGGCCAGGAAAAAAAUAAUCCGACAAAUUGACCGAACCCUCGGCUACCUGCUCAGUGCCAUAGAAAAACACGGGUUGAAAGAUACCCUCAAUGUCAUCAUUACAUCUGACCAUGGCAUGACCACUGUCAAAAAGAAACCGGAGAUCCACGAGAUCUUGUUAAACGAUACCAUCCAAUUCAAAGAUCUCGUGAAGUUUGACAUUGUUGAUUACGGAGGGUUUGGGAUGAUCCUACCCAAACAAGGGAAAGAGGAAGAAAUUUACCAGAAAUUGAAAAAGGCCCACCCUCAUCUGCAUGUCUACAAAAAGGAAGAGUUUCCUGAACGCUUCCACUAUGCCAAGCACGAGCGCGUGUUACCGAUCCUGCUCUACGGGGAUCCUGGUUACGUGAUCAAUGGGAGGAUUAUUAUCUACGUCAACAAAGGGGACCACGGUUUCGACAACGAAGACAUGGACAUGAAGACCAUCUUCAGAGCUUUUGGUCCGGAUUUCAAGAAGGGGUAUUUAGCCGAACCUUUUGACAGCAUCCACAUUUAUCCCCUGAUGUGCAAGCUCCUAGGAAUCCAGCCAGAACUGAACAAUGGCUCCUUGGCAUUGACUGAAGACAUGCUAAAGUCGUCAGCAUCUGGCAAACGCAUUGUUCCUCUCCUAGGUUUUGGGACCAUCAGCCUGCUCUUUCUCCUGAUGACCAUCUAG